UUAGUCCAUCCUCAAAAUGGAAACACCUGUAUUAAACAAACCUACAGCAUUAUGCUCCACUCCAGAGAACUAUGAGACAUCUACUCAGAGCAACAGCAGCAGCAGCUCCUCCUCAGGGAAACAGGUAAUGAGUGCAACUCUUCGAGAACGUUUAAAGAAAGCUAGACGGUCAUUUAAUUCAACUUUUACUGUAGCAAAGCGUCUUAAAAUAGAUGAAGAAAAAAACUCUAGUACGUAUGAAGACAGGACUUUGCUGAAAGAACUAUGUUCUACAUCACAAGAUGAAGGUAAACACUUGGGAAAAGUCACUGAUGGAACCGUGUGUUUGAAAAGUGCUGUACAAGUGAGAGGAACCUCUAUAUCUGAAUAUACUGGAUGUAAUAAAACUACACAGAACUCUCCAGAAGUUCUUUUGUUAGGAACAGAUUGCAAGCAAUGCGAACAAUUGGAAGAAAAAAUGAUAUUAGUAAAGCAGAUUCAAGAAAAGGAGGAACUUCUCCGGAGACUUAAGCUGGUCAAGAUGUACAGAUCAAAGAAUAACCCAACAGAGUUGCAGUCUCUGAUAUCAAAAUGGCGAAAAAGUUCCCAAGCAAUGCUGUAUGAGCUACAAUCAGCUUUAUCUACAGAUAACAAGAAAUUAAGUCUUACUCAAUUGAUAGAUAAUUUUGGACUAGAUGACCAGCUUUUACAUUACAACAGAACAGAAGAAGACUUUAGAGAUGCAUGAUACAAGUGUUUUAAAAAUGCAUCUGGCUUGUGAACUGCAUCACCAGACUGUUUUGAGAAUCACAUGGUUCUCAUAUAGAAAAAAUAUUUUAGGGAGGUCUAAUGGUUUUGCUGACCUGUGUGGCAAACCUGUAGAAGAUGGCUAUAUUGUAAUGUAUUAUAUAUUUUCUGGCAAUUAGGUUUGUAUAGUUCAUUACAGACUGUGAUAAAUGAAUGUGUUUUUGUUUUUAAUCAGCACAUGUACAAUCUUUAAUUCAACAAGGGAAUAAAUUAUUCCGUAACAUCUUAUUGACUCAGUAAAUGUUAAGUAUACAGGUAUAAGAUUGCCAUAGUUUCCAAAUGGAUUUUCUCUUCCUUAUAACAGACUUGUUAAAACAGACACAUCUGGGCAUUACAUGCAGAUUCAACAUAUAUCCAGGUUUUUAUUAUUUAAUGUAACUUAUUCUUCUUCUGCCCCAAAUUUUAAACACAUGGGAAAUUGCCAUAAAGAAAUAUUAAAAAUAUAGGCCAACAGAGAUCAUUCUUAAGAUGUUUACCGACGAAUCCUUGUUACGAAAUGCCAUUGAACUCAAGUAUGUUUAGGAUUGAGCCUACACUAUGCUACCCAAUAAAAAGGUGCCAGAAAGAAUGAGCAUUGGGAGAUGAAACAAGGCAUAUUUUAUAACCCCAGCUCUGGUUUUCAGCCCAAUGUCUAUUUGAGUCCUGGCCACUUCUCCCUCCUUAACUUGCACAUAUGGCCUCCUCUCCCUAUAUUCCCUAUUUCUUCUCAGCAGUCAUCCUGUCCCAGAAAGCUAUUUCUGUUAUUGAGGUCUGUCAGAUAUUUUAAUUCCAGCUGGCAC
Messenger RNA from Elgaria multicarinata webbii, 1565 nucleotides. It is a transcript of the gene SFR1, whose product is annotated as SWI5 dependent homologous recombination repair protein 1. Gene Ontology annotation, biological process: positive regulation of DNA-templated transcription; double-strand break repair via homologous recombination. The record is from RefSeq and is a predicted model, not a curated record. Gene Ontology annotation, cellular component: Swi5-Sfr1 complex. The coding region runs from base 17 to 727 and encodes 236 amino acids. The transcript is spliced from 3 exons. NCBI's taxonomy places the organism in Eukaryota, Metazoa, Chordata, Lepidosauria, Squamata, Anguidae.